AUGUCGUCGGUAAUCUCUGGAAAAACAACUUGGAAAGAAACUAAUCGGUUAAAUAAAGAACAACGAAAAAAGUGGCGGGAAGAGAGGUUAGCGAAAAAGUUGAAGAAAGAAAACGAAGAAAAGGAAGUGUCAAAACCCGUCGAAGAAGAACAUUUUGAGGAGAAAGAUAUUUCAACCGUGAGUAUCGCGGUUCCUGGAUCGAUUUUGGAUAAUGCACAAUCCCCGGAGUUACGAACAUAUUUGGCGGGGCAGAUUGCACGUGCAGCAUGCAUUUAUAAAGUAGAUGAAAUCGUGGUCUUUGACGACAAAGGAGAAGCAACUGAGAAUGAAAAGAAGAAAAUAAAAAGAGACGAAGUGUUAGGCGAAGGAAGAAUUGGUUGUUUGCAAUUAGCUAGAAUAUUGCAAUAUCUUGAGUGUCCGCAAUAUUUACGAAAAUAUUUUUUUCCGAUUCAUAAUGAUUUACAAUAUGCUGGAUUAUUAAAUCCUUUAGAUGCCCCGCAUCAUUUACGUCAACAAGAUGUAUCCCUGUACCGCGAAGGAGUAAUUACAAAUAAGCCAGUUAAAACCGGCAAAGGUUCUUUUGUUAAUGUGGGAUUAUUGAAUGAUGUUCGCGUAGACAAAGUAUUAACUGCGGGACUGAGAGUCACUGUGAAAAUACCUCAAGAUCAAUCAAAUCUAAAAAAGUUAAAAGGUUCCAUCGUAUCACCUGACAUUCCUAAAUUAGAUGCUGGUUUAUAUUGGGGUUACACAGUGAGGUUAGCUAAUAGUCUCACAGAAGCAUUAACACAGUGUCCUUACAAGGAUGGAUACGACUUGACAAUUGGUACUUCUGAUAAAGGAACGUCUAUUGAUGAUAUAGAACCAGGAACUAUGGAAUAUCAUCAUGCUUUAAUUGUGUUUGGUGGAUUGUGUGGAUUGGAGGCUGCUGUAGAUGUUGAUCCUAAUUUGGAUGUAGAUGAUCCAUCCAUGGUGUUUCAUAAAUAUUUGAAUACCUGUCCUCAGCAAGGAUCAAGAACUAUAAGAACAGAAGAAGCUAUACUGAUUAGUUUAGCAGAAUUAAGAAUUAAAUCAGCCCCUAAAAUUCCACCAUUAUCGAAUCAUCAAUUUAACAGUUGCAUGAAUAAUUGAACUAUCAGUGAGUACAACAUUAACAAAUGUAAAUAAUGGUGCAGAAAGACUAAAGUGGGUGUUAAAAAUAUUGGUCGCUUAAAGCUAUUAAGUAGCCUUAAACUAAGGGUUUUCCAUAGUAUAUCUGAAAGUGCCUGCUUAUGUAUUUGAAUACAAUUGUGGUUUGUAGUAAUAUCAUUAAAGAGGAGGUAAUUUGUAACA
Molecule: messenger RNA, 1329 nt
Organism: Colletes gigas
Lineage: Eukaryota; Metazoa; Arthropoda; Insecta; Hymenoptera; Colletidae
Product: putative methyltransferase C9orf114 homolog
Exons: 1
Coding region: 1-1128 (375 amino acids)
Source: RefSeq, a predicted model, not a curated record